AUGCCGGGGGAGACAGAACCACGGCAGUAUAGAUUCGUCGGCGCCUACAGCCGCAAGAGACGGCGCCGGAAUGCACCGCUCGGCGAAGGCGCUGAGGCUUCACACGCCCAGCUGCGAGCGUCGACCUCUGCGUCUGAUAUCGUAACCGCAUCUGCACCAAUUUCCAAGGGUGUCAUUGAGGAGCAAGGGGCUCGUAUUGCCACGCCCACCAACCCACCCCCUGCAACGACUUGCGUGCUUCAGAUCCCUCCGCCUCUUGCAGAGGCUGCUUUAAUCGUACAAGAAUAUGCCCAUUCUAUUGACAAUAUUCUAAUGCCUUCAAUCUUACCUCCUCCCGAGGAUGCGAGUCCGCCCGGCCCUGUGGAUUGGUCUUACUCAUCCUUCAUGAACUCUUCAUUUGACCCAUCCUUCUCUCCAGCAGCAGUAUUUGACACUCCACACGACCAUGCCCAGGCCCAGACGCACCUUGAUAUUGACAUACCACCAAGAAGAGAGACUCCUUUAUCCCCUGAUUCACCACAAGACGAUGUCGCCUAUCCAGAGACUCCUUCCCACGGCGAACCACCACCCCAACCCGUGGAAAGCCCUGGAAUCGCCCUAUCACUUCCCAAUCCUGAGCAGAUAGUGUGUAACAACCGCGUCACGGUUUCAGACCUCGUCGCCCGAUAUGACAAAGAGUUCUGCGUCAUGCCUCUAACUCAUGACUUUGAUGCCAACCCGUUCCGCUUCGACACGAAAUCCUACCGAAAUUCAAAACUCCUAUUCCAUUCUAUUCUAGCCCUCUCAUAUAAACACAUCAACCGCGAGACCGGCUCUUGCGCGGACGAGGCCAGAACCUACAAGACGAGGGCCUUGCAGAUGCUUCACGAUACUGAAAGUGCGUCAACAGGCACGGCUCUUGCAACAACCUUUCUCGAUGCUCUAUUGAUUAUGAUGACCCUGGACUGCGCAACAUCGGCCUAUGGGCCUUGGACUUGGUAUCUGAAACGCGCAUAUAAGAUGAUGCAAGCUACCAAGUCUUUGAAUAUCGAGGUCACGCCACGCAUGCGCGCGCGAAUGGACAUGCUAGUAUGGUGGGACGUCACACUUGCGUUGACAAGCCGACAGGGCUUCGUGUUGCCCGAAUCUGCCAUCGUCGCCCUCUUCAACCAGGACAAGAGCAAGAACGAGACAUUUUACGACGUGUCAGGCUGCCCUGAGGCUCUUUUCCGACACAUGAUCCGUCUUGGGUCGUACGCUAGAGAAUUCGAGCUUGUAUCUAGCAUGACGUGUGCAAAAUUCGAUAUUGAGCCAGUGCUUGAGGUAGAGAAACAAAUCACGGAGUGGAGGGACCCGGACUACGAGGAUCGCCCGGAACAGUACGAUUUCACGCUAUCUUCUGAACAGAUUUGCGACAUCGAGGCCAUGGCUCAAUACAAGGAAGAUCUUCAUCAUUGCGCCGAGGCCUGGCGGUACUGUCUUCUCAUCUACAUUGGCCGCGUCUUUCGGUGGCAGCGCGAUCAGCCGGCUCAACCGAUCCUCGGCUUUCUAGCCCGUAAAACCUUCAGACACGUCACCUGCUGCCGCUACACGUCGCAACUCCAGAAGCAGCUCCUCCUUCCUGUUUUCUUGGCAGGUUGCGAGACGAAUGAUGAGCAUCUGCGCGAAGCCGCGUUGUCGUACUGCAAAUGGUGGAGCGACAAGACGAAAUACGACAUGUUCCUCACAACCCACUCGCUGCUGCAAGAGUUCUGGUCUGAUGAUAACCAUGAGCCUUGGUGGGGAUCAUUUUUAGAUAAGAAGACGAGGUCGAGUGAUGGGAGUGCGGAUUCACGACAGUAUUUAUUUGGGUGA
Clonostachys byssicola is the source of this 1833-nucleotide messenger RNA. Lineage: Eukaryota; Fungi; Ascomycota; Sordariomycetes; Hypocreales; Bionectriaceae. The record is from the annotation of a GenBank genome assembly.